AUGACAAACCUUACACUGCGACCACAUUUUUCUGAUGAUUACGAACUCGAAACCGAAGCGCUUGUUAUGAAAAAAAUUAGAAACCUAUCAUAUUUUAAAGACGAUUUGAAGCGUUAUGAUUACCUUCAAAAUCUUUUGUAUGCAGAUCCAACGAUCAACGACGAAAAUGAAAUCGAUUUGCUGUUGGAUGUCGCGGCAUUUACAGCAAUUAUAAAAAACGGCCUAAUCAAGGGGCCGAUCGAUGCUCCGAUUGCAGUAAAUAAUCUUGAAUGCGUCGAUAGUGAUGAAAGUGAAACAGAACCGAGCGAUGAAGAGCGUUGUCGUGAAGAGUAUUACGUAAAAACAACAAAAAGAGACGACGACGGCAGAUUAAAUGUUUCAAUGGCAUUUACAACUGAAAACGGACCAUGUCUCGGUGAUUCACGUAAGAUAGCGUUAGCAACUUUAUUCCAAUUGGAGAAAAAAUUCGCGAAAAAUCCAGAAUUUCACAAACAAUACGUUGCAACUAUCAAUGAAUCCAUUGAGUUGGGACAUUUAGUGCUGGAAAAAAAUCCACCAAUCGACAGCCACUACAUUCCCCACCACGCAGUGUUUAAAAAUAGUACCACAACCAAGCUAAGACAGGUGUACAAUGCCUCGAACAAAACGGCAAAUGGAAAAUCGUUGAACGAGCAAUUGGUUGUGGGAAAAAUCGAUCAAUCUUCAAUCUUUGAAUUGAUCAUGCGAUGGAGAGAGCCAAAAAUCGCUGUCAUAGCAGAUUUAGAAAAGAUGUACAAGCAAAUUCGCUUAAACGAAAACCAACAACAUUUACAAAUGAUCCUAUGGCGAGAAUCUUGCGACGAGCCGAUAAAAAGUUACAAAAUGACGACAGUAACAUUUGGUUUGAAGGAUGCUCCAUAUCUUGCCAUUAGAUCUUUACACGAAAUUGCUCAAAGGGUCAAGGAAAAAUACCCACGAGCAGCGAAGGCAAUUUUGAAAUGCUUUUAUGUUGACGACUAUUCGGGUGGGGCCGAGACGGUUGAUGAAGCAUUGUCCAUUCUACGUGAAAUGAAGCAGGCAUUUAAUGAGUACGGCUUCAAUCUGAGGAAAAUCGUCAGUAAUUCGCCUGAAUUACUUGAAGCUAUCCCUGAGUGCGACAAAGAGCAAAAUGUAAGCAUUGUUAAAGUGCUUGGAAUUCCAUGGAACCCGAAAAAUGAUGAAUUUGUAUUCAACAUCAAAUUAAAUAUACACGAACGGCCACGAACGAAACGACAAUUAGCUUCAGAAAUAGCAACAGUGCAAUACGAUCCGUUAGGAUGGAUCGCACCGGUCAUCGUCAAAGCGAAAAUUUUGCUUCAAAAUGUGUGGAAGCUAAAACACGAAAAUAAUAAACCAUACGCUUGGGAUGAUGAUUUACCGAUCGAAAUUGUGAAUGAAUGGAUGAGCUACAAAUCGCGAUUGAGCGUAGUAAAUUCAAUUGUGAUACCACGGUGGCUCGGCACAGCAACAAAAAUGAAGGUGGAAUUGCAUGGAUUUUCUGAUGCGUGUGCAAAAGCAAUUUCGGCCAACGUCUACAUUCGAUUCGCAAGUGAAGAAUCGAUUCGAGUGGUGCUGAUAGCAGCAAAAACAAAACUGGCACCCAUCAACGAGCAAACAAUUCCAAAAUUAGAAUUGUGCGGAGCGGAAUUGUUAACGAAUUUAGUGAAAGCUACGCGAACGAAAAUGAGUUUUAACAUCAACGCAACAAUUUUAUGGAGUGAUUCAAAGGUGGCCUUGGCGUGGAUUAAAUCUAAUCCACAAAAGUAUAAAAAAUUUGUCGCCAAUCGAAUCAAACGUAUCAACAAACUGAAAAACGUCGAGUGGCAUCAUAUCGCCGGGAAACAAAAUCCAGCAGACUGCGCAUCGCGUGGAAUUUUUGGUGACGAACUGGCUAAUCAUCCACUUUGGUGGUUCGGCCCAGCAAUAUUACACGAAAACACCGAUAUUAUUUACAACGACGACUUAAAUUUUGAAACAUCGAAAGAACAAAAACUGAAUGUAUUGCUUGUUCAAAGUGAUAAAGGGUGUUUUAUCGACGACAAUUUACCAUUAGUACUCUGA
Molecule: messenger RNA, 2079 nt
Organism: Sitodiplosis mosellana (orange wheat blossom midge)
Lineage: Eukaryota; Metazoa; Arthropoda; Insecta; Diptera; Cecidomyiidae
Exons: 3
Coding region: 1-2079 (692 amino acids)
Source: RefSeq, a predicted model, not a curated record